This is a messenger RNA of Contarinia nasturtii (swede midge), 1559 nucleotides long. Its product is annotated as homeobox protein Mohawk. The transcript has 6 exons. NCBI's taxonomy places the organism in Eukaryota, Metazoa, Arthropoda, Insecta, Diptera, Cecidomyiidae. Gene Ontology annotation, cellular component: nucleus. The record is from RefSeq and is a predicted model, not a curated record. Gene Ontology annotation, biological process: regulation of transcription by RNA polymerase II; muscle organ development; cell development. Gene Ontology annotation, molecular function: DNA-binding transcription factor activity, RNA polymerase II-specific; RNA polymerase II cis-regulatory region sequence-specific DNA binding. Bases 317 to 1366 code for a protein of 349 amino acids.
UCCAUGUCUUGGGCAUCUCCUCAUAGAGUGCACCAAGCAAACAUAUCAACACACGAAUUUUUCGUCAUUUAAAAUCAACGAUAGAGAGCGAAAUAUAUAUCAAUUUUUUUUAAUGAGAAAACACGAUUUUUGUGGUGUGCCAACAAAAAAGAUAGAUCAAAAAUAGAAAACAAAGUCCAGUAACGGUAGUUUGAACGGUGCACAAGCCAUAAUCGUAGUGUGCAGAUCUGAUUUACUGAACUCUGUGUUGUUGUAUUUAAUUUUAAAAUUUAAUUCAAUAAGAAAAACUAGUUUAUUUUCGGCUGUGCUAAUUUUAAUGAUAAAAUUAAAAAUGGAUAGAGGUGCACGUCCCAUUAGAAGUAGAAAACACAAUAGAAGAUCAUGGACCCCUGUUCAAGGUGAUUCAAAUAGGCCAAUCAAACGUCUUUUUACGCCAGAAAUAAAACGAAUGCUAAAAGAUUGGCUGGUACGACGACGUGAGAAUCCAUAUCCAUCACGCGAAGAAAAAAAAUCCUUAGCACAAAAAACUGGCUUGACUUAUAUUCAGAUUUGCAAUUGGUUCGCAAACUGGCGUCGAAAAUUGAAAAAUGCCGGAAAAGAACCGCAAAAAAAUACAUGGGGCCAUCUUAUCAAAAACUACAAUAAUAAUGCACGCGGAAAUGUGGAACAAUUCAGUAUUUGUUCAAGCGAUAGCAUUUGGGAAGAUGAAGAACGUCGCAAUGAAUAUAUUGAUAGUAAAAUUGGCAUAAAACGUACAAUGACAAAUUCACCCAUGUAUUUUAAUAGUUUUAUUCGAUUCGAUGAAAAUGCUUAUGUGAAUGCAACGUACAAAACGAGUAACACCGAUAAAAACGUCAUACAAUCAAAUGUGGAUGAAAAAUGUGACGCCACAGACGUUUCAAACGAACAAUGUUAUCAGUUUGCUGGGAUUGAUCAUUCACAGGUAAGCUCGACUACAAACAACAACAACAUCAAUGAUUCUGUGGUGCACACAAAAGCAAACACGGAUACAACAGAAACCGAAUCGAAACAGCCACCGAAUAAUAAUAAUAAUUGCUUCUCAAAUCCAAAAUAUAAAAAUCAAAUUAUGGAAAAAUAUCUACAAAGUCUGGAUGGUAAUGGCACAGGAGAGAGAAAAGGUGGACUCGAAUUGUCAAAAUGGCUUGAGAGCACCGCCAAAUUUACACCCGACAAAAAUAAUUACAUCGAAUGGGACUCGAAAAAAAUGUGUUCCAAUAAAGAGGACUAUCAAGAUCAGUAUAUGGCCGAGAGUAAUAUGGGCAGUAUUCAUCAGAAAGAUGAAUUAGAUGCCGCGGAAGCACUAACCUAUCUUGCCGGAAAUUUCAAAAGUCGAUGGGUGAAAUGAAGGCUUGUUAUUGUGGAAGUGAUUGAGCGAUAUCGUUUAUUAACGCAUUCCACCACGGAAUCCUUAGCUACUCGAAAUCUUAAUCAUUUUUAAUUACAUAUACAUAUAUAUUUUUUUAAACUUAUGCGAAGCAAACGAGAAUUUUUAAGUACAAUGAUUGUUGAAAUAUAUUUUUGUUGAGAAUUUUACCAAA